Molecule: messenger RNA, 1954 nt
Organism: Neomonachus schauinslandi (Hawaiian monk seal)
Lineage: Eukaryota; Metazoa; Chordata; Mammalia; Carnivora; Phocidae
Gene: ANHX
Product: anomalous homeobox
Exons: 10
Coding region: 57-1472 (471 amino acids)
Biological process (GO): regulation of transcription by RNA polymerase II
Cellular component (GO): transcription regulator complex; nucleus
Molecular function (GO): RNA polymerase II cis-regulatory region sequence-specific DNA binding; DNA-binding transcription factor activity, RNA polymerase II-specific
Source: RefSeq, a predicted model, not a curated record
UUUCUCAGGAGCAGCCAAAAACCACCCAGUCUCGGAGGGCCUGAACCCGACGCGGGAUGCAGAGCUUCCUGAAGCUGCUGAGGGAGAGCGGGGGCACUGGGCCACCGUUGGCAGAUCUGGUGACUCUUGCAGGCAGGCUGUGCCAGGACCUCCAGGAUGACCCAGCCCAGGUGCAGCCCUUGGUCACCGCCGUGUUGGACAGCCCGCUCCGCCUGCACCUCCUGGACAACGCGGACGUGGCCCUUGUGUGUGCCCGGGUGCUGGCCCAGCAGGAGCAGCAUCAGGCUGCCUGCCGGGUCCUGGAGGGUUGCCAGGUGCCUGGAGGCAGCCAGGAGCUGGUACAGCUCUGGAACGACAUUCACUACCGCCUGGUCAUGAAGCGGCUGGGCGUGGCCAUGCUAACCCCAGUGCAGAAGUUCCGCUGCAGGAAGAGGAACCCACCACCCCCCUCCCUCUGCCCGGACGGCCUGAAGAGCCGGAACUUUCCCAGAGAGGUUCGCCAGAAGCUGCACGACUUUGCCUCUGGCGUGAGCACCAACCCCAGCAAGGCCGAGAGGGAGAACCUGGCCCUGGAGACGAGCCUGACUGUUGAGCAAGUGUACAACUGGUUCGCCAAUUACCGGCGGCGCCAAAGGGCCCUUCUCCAGCGCCUGCAGCCAGCCGCGGAGGACGCAGUAGAGGAGCCCAGUGUGAGGGAGAGGGCUCCGGACCGCCCGCAGCCCUCAGGCCAGCCCCGCCUUGGCCCUGGGGGUGUGGACAGGCCUCAGUGGCCAGCAGGACAGGAGGAAAAUGGGCCUGCACAGUCCAGGGAGACCACUCAAGGGCCAUGGGAGUCGCUGGCCCUGGCCCCAGACUUUUCUGGAGAUGAGACUCUGCCGAAGCCACUGCCUCCCAGGUCUCUGCAGGGCGGUGAGAUGUACCAGGAGGGGCCUGGCCACAGUCCUGCCACUCUCCCCCACAUCUGCCCAGGCCCUGGCCUCUGCCCUCUGACUGCUGGCAGUGACAUGCUGGACCCUUCUUUGGCUGCCCCUGAGUCAUGGCUGAUGUCCCUUGCACUGGCGUCCUCCAAGGAAGUUUCCUUCCAGACUGGGCUGGACCUCAUGAUGCGCCCCGCAGAUGCCACUGUGGCUGUGUCCAUCACUGCCCUCGGUGAGACCAGCGCCACAGGAUUCGCUGACCCACCUGUUGGCAACCCCCCGAGCAUGUACCUGGAGGAAGGUCCAGGCACCAGCGUUGGCCAGGCAGAACAACAGGCGGGCGGCUUCCUGGUGACACAGCCUCCCGAAUUCCUCCUAACCCAGAGUCCCCUGGAGUUGGCACCGGGCCCCUCCUUCUCCAGCCCUGUUUCUGCUGUGGACCUGAGCCAGCCGUUGCCCUCCAACCAGGUGCAGUGGCCCGAUGGCCAGGCCUCCAGCGACGCCUUCUGGGGAGCCAGGAUGCUUCUUGAGCUUUCAGGGGGCAGCCUGGGUUGAGAUGUCCCUUUGGGGUAUCCAGCCAGUGCUCCCAGGGGAGCAGGUGUGGACAUCUAGCCUUUCAACACAUGUUAUGUAGAGCUUUAUUCCAAGUGAAGAGAGGACCCCAGAGUUCCUUGGGGCGUUCCAGUGGGAAGCAUUGAGGUUGCGUAGCCCCCUGCCAUGUUUGAAUAAUUUGGUUGGCAACUUAGUGUAUCAGAGGAAGCAUUUGAGAAGCUCUUGAGCUCAGAAGUCCAAGGGGUCAGUUUCACUCAGGCAGCGGGGGAGUGUGGAGUCAAGCUCCUGGGCAGGUUCUGGGCAGAGAACGCCUUUCUGGAGAUAGAGGAGAAUGUUGCACUGCUGUCUGCCCUCGCCGCUCUGUGACAGUUAAGUUGGCGAGUGGGGCAUGGGCAGUGUUCUGACAUUUCUAUGUCUUGGGGGUGGGGGCUUCUACAGAAGCUAAUAUGGUUGGGAUGGCUCAGGCAGGGUGGGGCAGGGUGCAU